Penicillium subrubescens is the source of this 1500-nucleotide messenger RNA. Its product is annotated as COP9 signalosome complex subunit 1. NCBI's taxonomy places the organism in Eukaryota, Fungi, Ascomycota, Eurotiomycetes, Eurotiales, Aspergillaceae. The transcript is spliced from 4 exons. The coding region runs from base 1 to 1500 and encodes 499 amino acids. The record is from RefSeq and is a predicted model, not a curated record. Gene Ontology annotation, cellular component: COP9 signalosome.
AUGGACACACUACCAGAUGCCUUCCCCUCUUCUACACAGACCUCAUACGCUGGUCCAUUCCCGUCAGCGUCUCUGGGAGCCUCUUCACAAGGCCUCCCGGGUGUGAGUGAAACUCAGGAGAAUAUUCCACGAAUCAAAGUCCAUGACCCUCCCAAAUUCGAUCUGGAAUCUUACAUUGCGAACUAUGUCGGCCGGACCCGAUUCGAUCGUCUCUACCUCAUUGGAACCUCCUCCACAGCCCUCUCAACCGAAGCGCUGAAACUCGCAGUGGCCGAGGCCAAGUCUGGGAAGGAUGUUUCACAAUACGAAAAGGCAGUGCGUGCGCUGUCGGAAGUAGCACCGAAGGAGAAGGAUGCUUCUCUCGACGGAGCGUGGGUUCAUAAUGUACAACGGCAGGUCCAAGCUCAAUCCGAGCGAUUAGAGCAGGAGCUUCGGGGGUACAAGAACAAUCUGAUUAAAGAGAGCAUUCGGAUGGGCAACGAGGAUAUUGGAAACCACUAUUACGAGACUGGCGAUCUGCUCGGCGCUUCGAAAGCAUACACCCGCAUGCGAGACUAUUGCACAACACCGAACCAUAUCGCUUCCAUGCUGUUCAAGCUGAUUAACGUCUCCGUCGAGCGUGGAGAUUGGCUUGCCGUCCAGGCGAAUGUGCACCGCCUGCGCAACGCCCAGUCGAAACCCGAGGACCAGCUUAAGAACCAGCCCAAGAUGGCCGCUGCUAUGGGUCUUGCCCAGCUGCAUUCGGGUUCAUACCUGGAAGCUGCCAACAACUUCCUGUCGACUGAUGUCAGCCUGGCCGACACUUUCAACGAGAUCAUCACUCCCAAUGACGUCGCGGUAUAUGGCGGUUUAUGUGCUAUGGCAUCUAUGGACCGCGGAGAUCUACAGCGUCGCGUUCUAGAGAACAGCGCUUUCCGCAACUUCCUCGAGCUUGAACCCCACAUUCGACGUGCGAUUGCAUUCUUCUGCAAUUCCAAGUUCCGCCCUUGUCUGGACAUUCUGGAAGCUUAUCGCACCGAUUACCUUCUUGAUCUUCACCUUCAGCGCCACGUUGCUGAGCUCUACACGCUGAUCCGCACUAAGGCGAUCAAACAAUAUCUUGUGCCUUUCAGCCGUGUCACUCUGACUUCGAUGGCAACCAUCUUUGCGCCCGAGGUAAUCGGCGGCGAGGCACAGCCCACCAGUGUUUCAUCACCAUUUGUCCAAGAACUCAUCCAGUUGGUGAAGAAGGGCGUGCUGGAUGCCCGUAUCGACUUGGAGAAAGGAGUUCUAGUUUCGAACCAGACCGAUCUGAGGACAGAUGUUCAGGAUAAGACUCUGGAGAGCCUGCGCUCUUUUAACCAGGAGGCACAUAUGCGUAUCCUGCGUGCCGGCGUGCUUCAUGCCGGGCUGGAGGUGCGAGGUCCUGAAAGCGAGCGGCGGUCCCGUCAAAAUCAAGUACCCAAUAUGCGAGGAAUGGGCAUGGCGGAGCGGUUUACCCGGGGUGGAUUGCGCAGUUAA